ACUGCUUAGGGUGCCGAGAAGAUGGCGGACAUGGACGAGCUGUUCGGCAGCGAUGGAGACAGUGACAACGAACAGCAAGAGUCCGGCUCUGGGUCUGGAUCCGACUCGGAGCAGGAGAGGCCACAGUCGGCCAGUGGCGUCUCGGGCAGUGAGAGCGAGCGGGACCACGAUGACGACGAUGAUGAAGAGGAGGAGGAGGGGCAGGUUAGCGGGAAGCCCAGCAACAAGGAGCUGUUUGGGGACGACAGUGAGGACGAGCAUGGGAGCCCACACAGCGGCAGCGACAACCGCUCGGAGCACUCGGACAACCAGUCUGAGGCCAGCAUGCACUCGGAGCAGGACAACGAACACUCAGACAUGGAGCAGCACAGUGGCUCCGAGGGGCAGGAGGAGGACGACGGUGAGGGUGGGCACAGAUCCGACAUGGGCAGUCUGAGGUCAGAGGGCGGCAGCCCCCGCUCAGAAGCAGGCAGCGCCCGCUCAGAAGUCGGAAGUAUCCGCUCAGACCCUGGGACACCGCGGUCUGGUCCGGGGACCCCACACACGGACGGUGAAGGCUCGGGGAGGGAUGGUCACUCUGAAGACGAGAAGUGGGGCGACGGCGCUAAAAGCGAUCAAUCUGAUGACGACGAGGACAAACCCCAGCACUCGGGCGAGGAGAACGAGCAAUCUGACGAUGAAGGGGAGGGGAGGAGACACAAAUCAGAAUCUGCUAAAGGGAGUGACAGUGAGGAGGACUUUAUUCGACAGAAGCACAAAAAGACAGUGGCUUCAGAUUCUGACUCAGACAGUGAUGCAGGGCCAAGGAAAGAAAAGAAACCUGCUGCAGAUGACCUCUUUGGGGAGGCUGAUGACAUUUCGUCAGACAGCGAUGCUGAGAAGCCCCCUACUCCGGGGCAACCUCUGGACAAUGAAGAUGGCAUGGAGACGGAACAGCAGGAGGAGGAGCCAGUUCCUGAAACCAGGAUAGAGGUAGAGAUUCCCAAGGUCAGCACAGAUCUGGGCAGUGACCUUUACUUUGUCAAGUUGCCUAACUUCCUCAGUGUGGAGCCCAGGCCAUUUGAUCCGCAGUACUACGAGGAUGAAUUUGAAGAUGAAGAGAUGUUGGAUGAAGAGGGUAGGACAAGACUGAAACUCAAGGUUGAAAACACAAUCCGAUGGAGGAGCCGUAGGGAUGAGGAAGGCAGCGAGAUCCGCGAGAGCAACGCACGCAUUGUCAAGUGGUCUGAUGGCAGCAUGUCUCUGCACCUGGGAAACGAGGUGUUUGAUGUGUACAAGGCUCCUCUGCAGGGAGACCACAACCACCUGUUCAUCCGCCAGGGAACUGGUCUGCAGGGACAAGCUGUGUUCAAGACCAAACUCACAUUCAGGCCACACUCCACGGACAGUGCCACCCAUAGGAAAAUGACACUCUCUCUGGCGGAUCGCUGUUCCAAAACACAGAAGAUCCGCAUCCUUCCAAUGGCAGGCCGCGACCCCGAGUCUCAGCGCAAUGAGAUGAUUAAGAAAGAGGAGGAACGUCUACGUGCCUCCAUCCGCCGAGAGUCCCAGCAACGUCGUAUGCGGGAGAGACAGCAUCAGCGGGGCCUGAGUGCUGGCUACCUAGAGCCGGACCGAUAUGAGGAGGAUGAAGAGGGCGAGGAGUCCAUCAGCCUGGCAGCCAUCAAGAGCAAGUACAAGGGUGGUGGAGGACUGCGAGAAGAGCGAGCCAGAAUCUAUUCCUCAGACAGUGAUGAGGGCUCAGAUGAUGACAAGGCACAGAGGCUGAUGAAGGCCAAGAAACUGGACAGCGAUGAGGAAGGGGAGAGCUCGGGAAAGAGGAAGGCCGAGGAUGAUGAGGAAACAUCUACAAAAAAGGCUAAGAAAUAUGUGAUCAGCGAUGAAGAGGAAGAUGAGGACGAGUAAUUUUUUGUUAUAGUCCUUUGUCAAGGUGUUGCUUUAUUUUUGUCAGCAGUUAUUUUUUUAAUUGAAUAUUUCUCUGUACAGUUCAGGUAAACAAUAAACAAAGCCUU
Scleropages formosus (Asian bonytongue) is the source of this 2012-nucleotide messenger RNA. RefSeq names its product LEO1 homolog, Paf1/RNA polymerase II complex component (gene leo1). Gene Ontology annotation, cellular component: Cdc73/Paf1 complex; nucleus. The record is from RefSeq and is a predicted model, not a curated record. The coding region runs from base 22 to 1905 and encodes 627 amino acids. Gene Ontology annotation, biological process: positive regulation of transcription elongation by RNA polymerase II; transcription elongation by RNA polymerase II. Gene Ontology annotation, molecular function: RNA polymerase II C-terminal domain phosphoserine binding. The transcript has 12 exons. NCBI's taxonomy places the organism in Eukaryota, Metazoa, Chordata, Actinopteri, Osteoglossiformes, Osteoglossidae.